Messenger RNA from Callorhinchus milii (elephant shark), 1230 nucleotides. RefSeq names its product kelch-like protein 20. Gene Ontology annotation, molecular function: protein binding. The record is from RefSeq and is a predicted model, not a curated record. NCBI's taxonomy places the organism in Eukaryota, Metazoa, Chordata, Chondrichthyes, Chimaeriformes, Callorhinchidae.
GUAAUGGAGAGUGAAGAGUUCAUGCUGCUUCCUGCCAACCAGCUCAUCGACAUCAUAUCCACCGAUGAGCUAAACGUGCGCAGCGAGGAGCAGGUGUACAGCGCCGUCAUCGCCUGGGUCAAAUACAACAUCCAGGAGCGCCGGCCACAGCUACCCCAGGUGCUGCAACACGUCCGUCUGCCCCUGCUCACACCCAAGUUCCUGGUGGGCACAGUGGGGACGGACCUUCUGGUGAAGAGUGACGAGGCAUGCAGAGACCUCGUGGAUGAAGCCAAGAACUAUUUGCUUCUGCCCCAAGAAAGACCACUCAUGCAGGGCCCCCGCACGAAACCCCGCAAGCCCAUCCGCUGCGGGGAAGUGCUCUUCGCAGUGGGUGGCUGGUGCAGCGGCGACGCCUUCUCCAGCGUGGAGCGCUACGACCCGCAGACCAACGAGUGGCGCAUGGUGGCCUCCAUGAGUAAGCGGCGCUGCGGCGUGGGGGUGGCCGUGCUCGAUGACCUCCUCUAUGCCGUGGGCGGCGAUGCAUCCUCCUACCUCAACAGUGUGGAGCGCUACGACCCCAAGACGAACCAGUGGAGCAGCGACGUGGCGCCCAUCAGCACGUGCCGCUCCUGCGUCGGCGUGGCUGUGCUCGCCGGAUUCCUGUACGCCGUCGGCGGGAAGGACGGAGUGAACUGCCUAAAUAUUGUCGAGAGAUAUGACCCCAAGGAGAACAAGUGGAGCCGGGUAGCAUCUAUGAGCACGCGGAGACUCGGGAUGGCUGUGGCUGUCCUCGGGGGACACCUGUAUGCAGUCGGGGGCUUUGACGGGACAUCGCCUCUCGACACUGUGGAGCGAUACAGCCCCGCCGAUAACCGGUGGGCGCCGGUGCCGCCAAUGGGCACUGGGCGCGAGUACCCGGGCUGCGCUGUUUACCAGGACUGCCUGUACGCGGUGGGUGGACACGACGACACCACCGAGCUGAGCUCGGCGGAGCGCUACUGCCCCCGCGAAAACACGUGGAGCCCGAUCGCCGCCAUGAACACGUGUCGGAACGCAGUGGGCCUAGCCGUGGUGAAUGGACAGCUCAUAGCCGUCGGAGGGUUUGAUGGAACCACCUACCUCAAAACCAUCGAGGUGUACGACGCAGAGGCCAACACGUGGAGGUUGUGUGGAGCCAUGAACUACCGCCGCUUUGGAUUAGGGGUUGGAGUGGUUAAAAUGACGCAGUGUGAAUCGCACAUUUGGUAG